This is a messenger RNA of Sinocyclocheilus anshuiensis, 1601 nucleotides long. RefSeq names its product splicing factor 3A subunit 3-like. NCBI's taxonomy places the organism in Eukaryota, Metazoa, Chordata, Actinopteri, Cypriniformes, Cyprinidae. Gene Ontology annotation, cellular component: spliceosomal complex; nucleus. The transcript has 15 exons. Gene Ontology annotation, molecular function: RNA binding; zinc ion binding. Gene Ontology annotation, biological process: mRNA splicing, via spliceosome. The coding region runs from base 147 to 1586 and encodes 479 amino acids. The record is from RefSeq and is a predicted model, not a curated record.
UCGGAACCUUUAUUCUCUCGUUCAUGUUUCCGGUCGAGAGAAAUAAACACGGGAUCUCCUUCCUGUAAGUUACGUUACACGCGCGUACGCAGGCUCAACUAAACAACAAUUGAAUAAACCAGAUAUCUUGAAAUUAAUAAAUUACAAUGGAAACGAUUUUAGAGCAGCAGCGACGAUACCAUGAGGAGAAAGAGAGACUUAUGGACGCCAAAACGAAGGAGAUGCUAACGAAAAAAACCACGCUGAGAGACCAGAUCAACUCUGAUCAUCGAGUGAGAGCUAUGCUGGAUAGAUACAUGGAAGUGAGCGCAAACCUCAGAGACUUGUAUGAAGACAAAGACGGAAUGAGGAAGGAUGAGCUGAAUGCAAUAUCGGGACCCAACGAGUUCGCGGAGUUCUACAACCGACUCAAAGUGAUCAAGGAGUUCCACAGAAAACACCCUAACGAGAUCUGUGUGCCCAUGUCAGUGGAGUUUGAAGAGCUCAUGAAAGCCAAAGACAACCCCAGUGAGGAGGCACAAAAUCUGGUGGAGUUCACUGAUGAAGAGGGUUACGGACGCUACCUGGAUCUCCAUGACUGCUACCUGAAGUAUAUUAACCUCAAAGGAGUGGAGAAACUGGAGUAUGUCACUUAUCUGUCAACAUUCGAUCAGCUCUUUGACAUCUCUAAAGACCGGAAGAACGCAGAGUAUAAGAAGUAUCUGGAGAUGUUGCUGGAGUACCUGCAGGAAUACACGGAUCGGGUCAAGCCUCUGCUGGAUCAGAAUGAGCUCUACGGAAAGAUCUUGGCAGAGUUUGAGAAGAAGUGGGAGAGUGGGAUGUUUCCAGGCUGGCCGAAAGAGACGAGUAGUGCUCUGACUCACGCUGGAGCACAUCUGGAUCUGUCUGCCUUCUCUUCCUGGGAGGAGCUGGCGUCUCUGGGUCUGGACAGAUUGAAGUCUGCUCUCAUGGCCUUGGGUCUCAAAUGUGGAGGUACACUAGAAGAGAGAGCCCAGCGUCUGUUCAGCACUAAAGGCAAAUCUCUGGAGUCUCUGGACCCCUCACUGUUUGCCAAAAACCCAAAAGCCAAAGGACCAAAGAAAGACUCGGAGCGCAACAAGGAAUCUGCUUUUCUUGAAGCUCAGAUUUAUGAAUAUGUGGAGAUUUUGGGGGAGCAAAGGCAGCUGACCCAUGAGAACGUCCAGAGGAAGCAGGCGCGCACAGGAGAGGAGCGUGACGAGGAGGAUGAAGAGCAGCCCAGCGAGAGUGAGAGUGAAGACGAAGAUAAUGAGAUCAUAUACAACCCCAAAAACCUGCCGCUCGGCUGGGACGGAAAGCCGAUUCCAUACUGGCUGUACAAGCUGCACGGCCUGAACAUCAAUUACAACUGUGAGAUCUGUGGGAAUUACAUGUACAGAGGACCCAAAGCCUUCCAGAGACACUUUGCAGAGUGGCGUCACGCUCACGGCAUGCGCUGUUUGGGCAUUCCUAACACAGCCCACUUCGCCAACGUCACCCAGAUUGAGGACGCAGUGUCCCGUGAGUACAGUAAUUCAUCACAGAUAUACAUAAACCACCCAAUUCAUGCAAUGCAUAGGGUGAAUUAGUGUUAAUAAAUGAUU